CGCGCGAGCACGUCACGCGCGUCGGAGACGAACCGUCGGGAGCCUUCCGUUCGACCGGCCUCACGCCGGCAACCAGUCGCUCGUAAAGGACCAAGCGCGGCGCGCGUCCCGGGAGGAGGUGCCUUCCGUUUCGGGAUUUUUUAGGUAUUCGUGUUCUCACGACAGUUUGUAACGGGAGAGGAUGAGUACGAACUCCACGGCGGCGAUUGCGGGGCCCCAGGGGUCCGGAAAGGGCGGGUCUGGAGUUGGAGGGGUAUCCGACAGCGCCUCGGUUGCCAGGAGGCUGCAAAGCGAGCUGAUGUCUCUGAUGACGAGCGCAGACGCCGGCAUCUCCGCCUUCCCCGACGGGGACAACAUCUUCAGCUGGAUCGGGACGAUUGAGGGCGCCGCGGGCACGGUGUACGAGGGUCUCACGUACAAGCUGUCGCUCGCGUUCCCCAACGAUUAUCCGUUCAAGUCCCCCACGGUCAAGUUCGAGACGCCGUGCUUCCACCCCAACGUCGACCAGUUUGGCAACAUCUGCCUCGACAUCUUAAAGGAGAAGUGGAGCGCCGUGUACAACGUUCGGACCAUCCUGCUCUCGAUUCAGUCGCUGCUGGGUGAGCCCAACAACCAGAGCCCGCUCAACGCGCAGGCGGCGCAGCUAUGGGAGAACCAGGAGGACUAUAAGAAGACCCUGCACAAGAAGUACCGGGAGGACACCAAGUGAUUUUGCGCGAGCGCGCGCUCAGCGCGCGACACUCCUUUCAACGAAGUAGCCCCUUAGCAGCUGAAACAAGCGACCUGUGUUCAUAAAGCACGAGAGCAUCGAAAAUC
Messenger RNA from Micromonas commoda, 816 nucleotides. RefSeq lists its product with no specific name. The record is from RefSeq and is a predicted model, not a curated record. The coding region runs from base 182 to 709 and encodes 175 amino acids. The transcript is spliced from 4 exons. Lineage: Eukaryota; Viridiplantae; Chlorophyta; Mamiellophyceae; Mamiellales; Mamiellaceae.